CUAGAUCCAACUUCGCCUACAUUUUACACAAACCGUGCCGCUGCCUUGAUGAUGUUGAAAAGACCAAAAGAUGCACUUGAUGAUUGUCAAAGAGCAUUAGUUUUAGAUCCAACAUCAACCAAAGCACUUCUCCGUGGUGCAAAAUGUAAUUUUUCACUUGGUAAUCUCUCAGAGGCGGAUCGGUGGUAUACCAGAGUUUUACAUGCUGAUCCUAACAAUAAACAAGCAAUUACGGAAUAUCAUCAAUUGCAACAAGUGCAAGAUUCCAUUAAGCAGGCUGAAUCAUAUUUACAGAAUGGACAAUAUUUCCUUGCUGCAAAUUUAAUUGAUAGGGCAUCUUCUUUUUUGGAUGAAGUUCCUGCAAAAUGGAAAAUAAUGAAAGGCGAAACGCUAUUGGAACAAAAAGAAUAUGGAGAAGCGAGCAGGAUAGCAAAUGAGAUAUUACGUGGAGAUCAGCAAAAUCCCGACGCACAUGUAUUAAGAGCUCGAAUAUUAUAUGCAGAAGGUGAUAAUCAAAAAGCCGCCGCUCAUUGUCAGGAAGCAUUACGUUGUGAUCCCGAUCAUACAAAAGCACGUAUUCUAUUAAAGAAAGCACGAUCAAUCGAGUCACAAAAAAAUGCUGGCAACGAAGCUUUCAAAAGGGAAGAUUUCAGCACUGCAUAUAGUAUUUACACCGCUGCGCUUGAGAUUGAUCCUGAAAAUAAAAAUACAAAUUCCAAACUUUACUCAAACCGAUCUGCUGUGCUAGUAAAACUGGGAAAACUUACGGAAGCGAUAAAAGAUAUGGAUAAGGCACUAGAGUUGGAUCCAACAUUUAUUAAGGUUUUAAAACGACGAGCUGAUACGUAUAUGAAAUUAGAAAAAUAUAGUGAAGCUGUACAAGAUCUAAAGGCUGCUUUAGAAAUUGAUAGUACCAAUCAAGAAAUUCGUAGGGAACUACAUAACGCCGAGCGAGAAUUGAAAAAAGCAUCUCGUAAAGAUUAUUAUAAAAUCCUUGGGAUUCCAAAAGAUGCUUCUGAACAUGAAAUCAAAAAGGCUUACCGAAAAGCGGCACUUCAACAUCAUCCAGACAAGAAUUGUGGUGAUUCGGAGGCUGAAGUCAAAUUCAAAGAAAUUGGUGAGGCUUAUGCUAUUCUUAGCGAUCCCGUCAAAAAACAGCGAUAUGAUUCUGGUGCGGAUCUUGAUGGUCCUGGCUGUGGAAUGGACUUUGAUACUGUCGAUCCUAAUUUAUUCUUCCAAAUGUUUAUGAAUAAUGAUGGCUUUCCUGGCAUGGGUGCUGGUGGAUCUAGAGGUGGGUUUCCUCCAGGCAAAGGUCCAGUGGUUAUCACAGUUUUCAUUAUUGAACUGAAUACCAGUAAUCUAAUGUCACAUGUGGGUUUUGUUUGA
Racocetra fulgida is the source of this 1386-nucleotide messenger RNA. NCBI's taxonomy places the organism in Eukaryota, Fungi, Glomeromycota, Glomeromycetes, Diversisporales, Gigasporaceae. The record is from the annotation of a GenBank genome assembly.